Molecule: messenger RNA, 1636 nt
Organism: Ectocarpus siliculosus
Lineage: Eukaryota; Phaeophyceae; Ectocarpales; Ectocarpaceae
Source: the annotation of a GenBank genome assembly
GACUCCAACACCCUGCCCCCGGUCGAUCACCGCCGCUUCCGCCAGCGCUGCACUUGCCCGCCCCGCGCAGCAAGCACUCCCUUUUUUUCUUCGAACACACAACACGUCCGCCAUUGUGUUGACAUAGCACUACGUCAUGAAGACCAUUCAGGAACAGGUUGGUGGGCGCCCGCUCAGCGCGGUAACGCCGGAGAAGACCAUGGACGUCCCGAUCGGCCAGGCGACGGUAGAUGACGAGGGCGCGCAGCAGCUACGGGAAGCAGGAGGAGCAGCGAUGCCCCCUGAUUUGACCAUGAAGUGUAUAUUAGAGGCUUGGAACGUGCUUCCAGCCGAGACGAGGAGCGAGCUUAAGCGCCUCCUGAUCGAGUCCGAGACCAGCAGCGGGGUGCCUGGGGGCGACACCGCCGGAGGAAGUCUCAUAGAGGACGAGGAGUCCUUCCAGCCCCUCAAUGGUCACGACUACGCCAAGCCGGAGCCGUUGGCGCGCGCCCCUAAGAACGUGUUCGUUUUCCGCGGCAAGCAGCAGCAGGUGUUGGGGUGGCGCAACGUUUUCGACCUCCCCAUCCAGUACGAUGUGGAGCUGUGUCCUGGCCUGCUGUCGCGGGAGUCGGCGACGCUGUCGAACCGUUUCCGGCCGGAGGACGGGCCUCGCCGCCGCUUCGUCGUUAUCGACGAGGCAGUGUCUGAGGUUUACGGCGCUAAGAUGUCCGCCAACUUCGACAACCAUGGCGUGGAGGUCCGCUACGUCGUGCUCCCUGGCGAGGAGAAGAACCGCGUCGGAACGUUCUACGCGCCGGUCGGGGCCUUUCUCGACAAGUCCUUCAUUGCCACCCAGGAUGAGCGCAACAUUAUCAACGGCCUCGGAGAGAUCAUGAAGCUGGCGCUGGUGCGGUCCACGGAGCUGUUCUCGCUCCUCGAGCUGCACGGUGCCCGCCUCGUGCGCGAGCGCUUUCAGGGAGCGGAUGGCGUGUCGGACCGCGUGAUCGAGCUGUCGGUGCAGAUCAUGCUCGAGGAGCUAGGCCCCAACCUCUGGGAGCACAAGCUGGAGCGUUGCGUGGACUACGGGCACACGUUCAGCAAGAUCAUCGAGAUGGAGCCCGCGGCUGACAUCAUGCACGGAGAGGCCGUCAACGUGGACGGCUUCCUGUGCCUUGUCAUCGCCAAGCGGCGCGGCAUGAUUACCGAGGCGGUGCUCGACCGUGUGUUCCGCGUGAUGAAGAGCAUCGGCCUGCCCACCAUCCACGAGAGCGUGCAGCUCGCGCCGAUGGUCAAGGGUCUUGCGGACGCCGUCGAACACCGCCACGGCAAGCAGCGCGUGCCGCUCCUCAAGGGUGGCAUCGGCUCUUCCGUGUGCGUGAACGACAUCAACCCUGACGAGCUCAAGGGGGCCAUCGCCGAGGCCUGGGCCCUGCAUGGCGACAGCGAGGACGCAAAGCCUUAGUUAAGGUGUGAGGCGUUCUUGGCGAAGCAUGCGUGUUUGUUCCUCCGUGGGGAUGAGCUUUUUGAGCAAAAGGUGUGUGUAGACAAAGAGUCUGGGUGGGGGGCAUGCAAUGCGUCCGCUUGUUCCUCCGUGGGGACGAACUUUUUGAGAGAGCAAGGUGUGUAGACAAGAGAGUGUGGAUGGGGAGUUUUGGCG